Molecule: messenger RNA, 2013 nt
Organism: Magnolia sinica
Lineage: Eukaryota; Viridiplantae; Streptophyta; Magnoliopsida; Magnoliales; Magnoliaceae
Exons: 13
Coding region: 1-2013 (670 amino acids)
Source: RefSeq, a predicted model, not a curated record
AUGAUUAGAGAUCUCACCCACCUCAGUGGAUCCAAAGAUGAGAUAGUGUUUGCGUUCUAUCUUUUCCCUGCACAGACUGAAGAUGGGGGCGUCAUUGACUGUGUUGAUAUCUACAAGCAACCAGCUUUUGGCGAUCCUUUGCUCAAAAAUCACACUAUACAGAUGAGACCUAGUGAUUAUCCUGAAGGAAAGGUUGGGAAGGCUUCGCCUAGGUCAGUUCAACAGACGUGGCAAAAGAGUGGCAGUUGCCCUGAAGGAACGGUCCCGAUUCGAAGGACAACCAAGAAUGACUUGAUGAUCAGACCUGUGUACCCUUAUAUCUCCGGGAAGGAAUAUGAAAAUGGUAUCUUAGAAGUUGCUGGGGCAAGCGUAAAUAACCGACAGUAUUACGGAACAACUUUUGAUGUGGGUGUUUGGAACAUAGACGUCCAGAGUAAUGAAUUCAGUAUGGCUGCAGUUUUUAUCGCCAACAACGAUAAUUGGAUUACUGUUGGAUGGAAGGCAGAUGGGGGCCACAAGACAGGGUGCUACAACCUCCUGUGCUGGGGUUUCAUUCAAGUAGACCAUACGAUAGUCCUUGGUGACUUCCUUUCUUCCGUUUCAACCUACGACGGUGCUGAUUAUUACCUGCCACUUACCGUGUACUUGGACCGUACAAACAACAAGUGGUGGCUGGGAAUAUUCGACGUUAAAUGGGUGGGAUACUGGCCUCUCCAUAUAUUCAGCAAUCUCAACGGUGCAUCCAGGAUUCAUUGGACAGGACAGGUCCUCAAUACUGAAAGUGGGGGCUAUCACACGUUCACCAAAAUGGGGAGUGGCCAUUUCUCAUCGGAGGGCUAUAGAAAGGCAGCCUAUUUCGCGAACAUGUAUGUGAUGGAUGACAAAAACACCUAUCAACAACCAUAUGGAGCUAAGUCCUAUGCAAGCAGGCCAGGGAUUCUUUUGAAGAUUGUUUCUGUCAUGGAGAAAGCAAAGCUUGGAAAGAUCAUGUUAUUCAAAGUCACCAUUCUUACUAAAGAUGGGGACAUCAUUGAUUGUGUUGAUAUCUACAACCAACCAGCUUUUGGAGAUCCUCUGCUCAAAAAUCACACCAUACAGAUGAGACCUAGUGAUUAUCCCAAAGGAAAGGUUAGGAAGGCUUCACCCAGACCAAUUCAACAGACAUGGCAAAAGAGUGGCAGUUGCCCUGAAGGAACGGUCCCGAUUCGAAGGACAACCACGAGUGACUUCAUCAGACCCAUGUCCCCUUACAUCAACGGGAAGGAUAAUCAAAAUGCUAUCAUAGAAGGUGCUGGGGCAAGCGCGAAUAAUGGACCGUAUUAUGGAUCAAUUUUUGACGUGGGUGUAUGGAACGUGGAAGUCCAGAGUAAUGAAUUCAGUAUGGCUGCAGUUUUUAUCACCAACAACGAUAAUUGGAUAACCGUUGGAUGGAAGAUUAUGCAGAGUCAAUUUGGAGACAAUCAAACCAGACUCUUUACUUAUUGGACUGCAGAUGGAGGCCACAAGACAGGGUGCUACGACCUCUUAUGCUGGGGUUUCAUUCAAGUAGACCAUACUAUAGUCCUUGGUGACACCCUUUCUCCCGUUUCAACCUACGGCGGUGCUGAUUAUUACGUGCAACUUGAAGUAUUCUUGGACCAUACAAACAACGAGUGGUGGCUGGGAUACGACGAUAAAUGGCUAGGAUACUGGCCCCUCAAUAUAUUCAGCAAUCUCAACAGUGCAUCCUGGAUUCAUUGGACAGGUCAGGUCCUCAACACUGCAAGUGGGGGCCACCACACGUUCACUCAAAUGGGUAGUGGCCAUUUCCCAUCGGAGGGCUAUAGAAAGGCUGCCUAUUUCAGGAACAUGUAUGUGUUGGAUGACAAAAACACCUAUCAACAACCAUAUGGAGCUAAGUCCUACGCAACCAGGCCAGGUUGCUAUGGCAUUGAAGACAUCACAUAUGAUGAUUCAGAUAAUGGAAAUCACUUCUUUUAUGGUGGGCCAGGCGUUGGGAUCACUUGCCCUUAA